CAGAAGCCUCAGUAAUGAGAUGGACAUGCCUCAAGAUGUGUGCAGCCCAAAAUGCAGAUAUUUGUGCGAGGGAUUCUCCAUCCCAUGCUUGAAACCUGAAGCUGUGGUGAACUUUUCCUGUCAAAGCGCGAGAUGUUGAAAACUAAUUGUUACUGGUAGCUUCUAAUAGCUUCUAGCUACCAGUAAUAGUAGUAAUGCCCUUGUUGCUACUAGUAAUGCCCUUGUUACUAGUAGCGAUGCCUAGAAGCUACUAGUAUGUUUUUGUGCUCGGCCGUAGCCUAUCGCCUCAAACUUAGGGCUCAGAGGCCAUGGCACAGGACUCGGCCAUCGAAUACUUGCUGGCCUUGCAGGCCAGACCGCGGCCACGUCGGAUAGUUUGCUGCUACCCGGGAGUUGCUGAGAUCAAUUGCCAGAGCUUCCUGUAAUGCGCGGACAAGAUUGGACUUUGGAAGACUGAAGUCAGCUUUAGUUAGCCAAGGCCUUUGCCCUAUGCCAAUCGCCAGAGAAGUGCACUUGCGCCGAGGUGAUGACCUGUGCCACUGAUAUUGAUGCAUCUUUCUCAAGCCAGGGCUCUGACUCAGACUCCGUCGAAGCAACCCCUGGACGAGUUGUGCACGAGGCCCACAUGCAGGCUCGGCCGCCGCGGUUUACUCAGCCACGUAUAUCCGUUAUCCAGGUGCCUUUGCAAGGCAUGCAGCACCUGCAGGCAAGAACAUCUAUCGUUCAGGGCCCAGCUACGCCACGCAGUCAGGCAUUGGGGAAGGAUGCAGGGCUGAAGGUGAGCGCGAGCACGCCCAAGGUGCCGGUGGCCAUGCCAGUGGCUGCAACCGUUUCUUAUCGCAGAUUGCCCCAGGCCUGGGACCUUGGAUCCCCUUGCUCCUCAACACAGUCUGCUCCCGUUUUACCCGAGGCACGGAGCCUUGCAGCUCUACCUGCGCGUUGGAACUCUGCAGCCACCACGCUGACAGGGAGCCAGCGAGCGCAGGUCAAGGUGACAUCCAAGGCAACGACUUCUACGGCAUCCCCUGUGCAAACGCCUCGAUCAAGCCAGGUGGUUUUGGCCUCAUCAACGGACAAAUCGUAUCAUCCACCGCUUCCCGAUGAUGCGCAAGCUGAAAGCCUGCGGCGGAGUCGCAGUUGGCAGCCCCAAGCAGCAUCAUUAGUUCCGACCUCUUUGCCGGUCUUAUUGCCAAUGCGCUACACCUUCGGCAGUGCUUCGUGUGCCAAGCGGCCCCCUAUGGCUCAGGUCGUGGCCUGACAAGCUGACGCGCGCACUCACAAUGUGCAAUCGCACGAGCAACAUGCUCUGAGAAAAUUCGAAAGCUGCGUGGCAGCUGUUGUGUGCAUUCUGCAAACUUGAAAUUCGGGUUUGGCUUGGGAUUGUGUUGUACAGGAACCAAGCCCACUUACUUGCAAUUCAGUGUGCGAAGAAAGGUCAGUGACCCGCAGAGAUGCUUGCAGUGUAACAGUCUCAUCAACUAAACAAUUUUGCAACAAACGACGGAAGCUGAGGCCGCAUGCUUGAUGUACCUUUCAGCUUGUGAGUCAAACAAGCCUCCAGGAUGCCUCAGGCGCUUGCCUAGUGAGCUUCCUGAUUGUCCUGCGAAAGUGGCAGGCCUCGCCGGACUGGCGUUGGCAUAUGUUGCCACCUUUCAGCUUUCAAGUUGAACAAGCUCUUUCAGCAGAGAUGCUACAGGGGCAAUUAGACGAUGAAAAGACAGUCAUGCAGUGCCUUCAAAAACAGGGCGAAUGUUUUUUUCAAUCUUUUCACGCUUGUC
Molecule: messenger RNA, 1778 nt
Organism: Durusdinium trenchii
Lineage: Eukaryota; Dinophyceae; Suessiales; Symbiodiniaceae
Source: the annotation of a GenBank genome assembly